AACCCUACACCUAAAACUUGUUCAAAUAUUCAACUUCCUCUCAUUUCUCUUCUCAGCCUCUCUAUCCAAAAAUAUCAAACUCAAAGCAUUCAAGAAUUCCAAAGAAGGUUCAUCAAUGGAGGGUCUCCUACCUCUCGUGUAUAAAGCGAUAAAGAAGAACAAAACUCGACGGAACUACGAGUGUCUUUCGUCCGGUGUAGCUCUUUCAGACCUUUAUAUCAAUGAUCAUGAAGAUAUUUACUUGACAAACUCAUCUUCGAAUAAUAUGGAUAGGAAAGUUCAUCGGAGAUCAUACAGUUCUGUAGAGUUUUCGAAGGAUUAUCGUAGCGGAACUAGCGGUGAUUCUCCUCCGACGAAGAAGAUUGUUAGAUUUGGAAGUCAAAGAAUGUUUUCUUGUGUUAGAGGUUGCUAGGAACAUAGAAAUGUUCUUAUAUAUAUAUUUAUUUGUUUGCUUUCUGUUUCUUUUGAUGUUUUUAUAAUCUGUAAAUUGGGUAUCAAUUACUGCCUUUGAAUCUUAAAAUCUUGAAGGA
Mercurialis annua (annual mercury) is the source of this 530-nucleotide messenger RNA. RefSeq lists its product as uncharacterized. Bases 116 to 412 code for a protein of 98 amino acids. The transcript has a single exon. The record is from RefSeq and is a predicted model, not a curated record. Lineage: Eukaryota; Viridiplantae; Streptophyta; Magnoliopsida; Malpighiales; Euphorbiaceae.